ACUCUGACCGGUUGGGGAAAGAUGGCUUCCCAGAAACUCUGUUUGAGGUUAAUGGGGCUAGCUGCAUUGCUGACACUGUUGGCUACUAGAGAUGUAUCCAGUGACGGCAGCAGCUUGCACAAGAUCUUAAAGAGAAGAGAUGUGGCAGGAGCUGGUACUGUCUCCUCAAAGUCCUCCGUCGCCGUCACUCCUUCCAAGGCUCAAGAGUUCCUGGCAAAGCUGAGCAGGACCAAAAGGAACAUUUGGGAUCGCAGUAGACCAGAUGUACAGCAAUGGAUUAUGCAGUUCAUGUACAUGGGCUAUGAUGAGCAGAGGCUGGAGGCUGACCUAUCGUACUGGAUGGACCACGCACGCGCCAAUGACCAAGGGCGUCAGCACCACUAUGAUGAAAAUGCCCCAAUGGGUCCGCGUGACACUUCGUCUUACAGACAUGGGGCUAAUGUCAACUAUGACUACUAUUAACUCCAAUCUCACACACAGUGGUUGAAGGGGUUUGUUUCUUCAUCAGCCUCCUGUCUUCAUUUUGAGAGAAUACAGCCUGUGAUAGUCUGUAGUUUUACACCUGUCACACAGCUGUCAACAUCCAAGUACUCCACAGCUGCUCUGGCUUCUUCGUCUUAAUUGGUUAGACCCAGAAGUAUAACCCCCUUGCAACUCUUUCUCACCAUCCUUACAUACUGGUUAGAAAACACAGAAAUGUGUUUUUGCUCUCAUUAAACAUUGCCUCUGCUCUACAAGUAAAGCUGUGAGGCAGCUGAUUUGUAUGAAAUAAUUAAAUUCUUGUCUUAUCACUUGACAAAAUAAAGAUACUUGGCUCCAUA
Messenger RNA from Thunnus maccoyii (southern bluefin tuna), 821 nucleotides. It is a transcript of the gene ecrg4a, whose product is annotated as ECRG4 augurin precursor a. Lineage: Eukaryota; Metazoa; Chordata; Actinopteri; Scombriformes; Scombridae. The transcript has 4 exons. Gene Ontology annotation, biological process: central nervous system development; G1 to G0 transition; anaphase-promoting complex-dependent catabolic process. The record is from RefSeq and is a predicted model, not a curated record. Bases 22 to 462 code for a protein of 146 amino acids.